This is a messenger RNA of Drechmeria coniospora, 1296 nucleotides long. RefSeq lists its product as uncharacterized. Bases 1 to 1296 code for a protein of 431 amino acids. The record is from RefSeq and is a predicted model, not a curated record. NCBI's taxonomy places the organism in Eukaryota, Fungi, Ascomycota, Sordariomycetes, Hypocreales, Ophiocordycipitaceae. The transcript has 3 exons.
AUGUCGGCUCUCUAUUGCUCGCCUCCCUCUUUCCCUACCUUCCCGUCAUCCCUCCUCCUACCUCCUUGCUUCCGACAGGUUGGCGACAUAGUUCCUAAACGCAUAUUCGCCGCUCUCUUCGCCACAGGCGCUCUUUGCGGCACCCAUAUCGAGUAUCAGAAUAUUAAGCUUGGAGAUGUCAUUAGCACUUCGGAGACGGCAAAAUUUCAGAUCGCGAGGCUCACCGAAUACUUCAAAGGCCAACCACCGGCGUACAAGGAGCAGUACAUACAUUGUACGGAACCGAAGGGAUGGAUGAUCUCUGGAGCUCCGUGCUACACCACGCGCGAGAUUGCUUUCCCCAACGAGGACGGCAUUGAAAUUCUAAUCGAUGCUCACGAAGUCCGCGAAGAGAUAAGUGGCAGGGUGAAUGAGAACAUCGACGUCAAGGAGUCCCAUGUACGGAUCAAAACGAGUACCUUCGGUUGGCGAAACCAAACCGGGCUUAAUGGGGGUGGUGACAUUAGUGUCGGCUAUUCAUUUCCCGGCACUCAAGCCGGCGGUGCUUACGGCGGCGGCGGCGGCGGCGUUUAUGCGUCGAGCGAGAACGAGCAGAAAAAUGAAACUACAAACUUUGCAGCGUCCAGCUUUGGACCUAUAGAAUUAAGAUCCGCAGCCGCUGUCCCGUCGUGCCGACCGUCGACCCGGUCUGCUAUCGAAAUUGGAUCAACAACCAUAGAUCGGAUCGUGGCAAUUCGUGGUAUGAUGAGAUUGAAAAAUCUCCAAUAUUUAAGCAAAAGCAAUUGCUCAAUGGAAUGGGAUAUCGCAUCUAAAGGGUAUGUUAACUCCAUCUUCGACACGACAAAAACUAGCUGCCCAUCCGGAGGUCCAUGCGAGGUGUGGCAAAACGAAACGAUAUCUCCUCACAGCCAGGUUGACGGACUUUGGUGGCCUCUUGAGUCGCAGUAUUCGGUCAAGUACACCACGGACGAAGAAUGCGAACUCGAGUUUCCCGUAUUCGUGGAUGGCGAGAGAAAGAAGUCCCAGGUUGUCAUGCAGUACGCCAUGACGAACGCUUUAAGGGAGGCGCUGGAACAAGACAAGGAAUUCUCCGAGUUGGAGAAGGAGUACAAUAAGCUUACAGGGACCACGGCAGAAAAAGAAUCCGUCGGUAGCGGUACCGGGACGAAAUUCUCGACGGAAAACAACCGGAAUAGGUUAGGGAGUUACAGGAGAGUCCGUAAGCUAAAGGCUAGAUGGGAGGAUAUGAUCGGGGGCGAGGACGAGUAUAAGGGCGAGUAUCGGGACGAGGGUUAG